Messenger RNA from Mus caroli (Ryukyu mouse), 6309 nucleotides. RefSeq names its product immunoglobulin superfamily DCC subclass member 4 (gene Igdcc4). The record is from RefSeq and is a predicted model, not a curated record. Lineage: Eukaryota; Metazoa; Chordata; Mammalia; Rodentia; Muridae. Gene Ontology annotation, biological process: cell-cell adhesion. Gene Ontology annotation, molecular function: protein binding.
GACGCGGCGGCAGCGGCCCGAGCCCGGCCCUAUGGCGCGGGCGGACACGGGCCGCGGGCUCCUGGUGCUGACCUUCUGCCUGCUGUCCGCGCGCGGGGAGCUGCCAUUGCCCCAGGAGACAACUGUCAAGCUGAGCUGUGAUGAGGGACCCCUGCAAGUGAUCCUGGGCCCUGAGCAGGCUGUGGUGCUGGACUGCACUUUGGGGGCUACAGUUGCUGGGCCUCCGACUAGGGUGACAUGGAGCAAGGAUGGAGACACUGUACUAGAGCAUGAGAACCUGCACCUGCUACCCAAUGGCUCCCUGUGGCUGUCCUCACCCCUAGAUCGAGAAGACAGCGAUGAUGAGGAAGCUCUUAGGAUCUGGAAGGUCACUGAGGGCAGCUAUUCCUGUCUGGCCCACAGCCCGCUGGGAGUGGUGGCCAGCCAGGUUGCUGUGGUCAAGCUUGCCACACUCGAAGACUUCUCUCUGCACCCUGAGUCCCAGACCGUGGAGGAAAAUGGGACAGCACGCUUUGAAUGCCACACCAAGGGCCUGCCAGCCCCCAUCAUUACUUGGGAAAAGGACCAGGUGACCGUGCCUGAGGAGCCCCGGCUCAUCACUCUUCCCAAUGGCGUCCUCCAGAUCCUGGAUGUCCAGGACAGUGACGCAGGCUCCUACCGCUGUGUGGCCACCAAUUCAGCCCGCCAACGAUUCAGCCAGGAGGCCUUGCUCACUGUGACCCUCAGAGGGUCCUUGGAGGCUACCAGGGGGCAGGAUGUGGUGAUUGUGGCAGCCCCAGAGAACACCACGGUAGUGUCUGGACAGAGUGUAGUGAUGGAGUGCGUGGCCUCUGCUGACCCCACCCCUUUUGUGUCCUGGGUCCGACAGGAUGGGAAGCCUAUCUCCACGGAUGUCAUCGUUCUGGGCCGGACCAAUCUACUCAUCGCCAGCGCGCAGCCUCGGCACUCUGGAGUCUAUGUCUGCCGAGCCAACAAGCCCCGCACGCGCGACUUCGCCACUGCGGCUGCUGAGCUCAGAGUGCUUGCUGCCCCAGCCAUCUCGCAGGCGCCCGAGGCGCUCUCGCGGACGCGGGCCAGCACCGCGCGCUUCGUGUGCCGCGCGUCCGGGGAGCCACGGCCCGCGCUGCACUGGCUGCACGACGGGACCCCGUUGCGACCCAACGGGCGCGUCAAAGUGCAGGGCGGUGGCGGCAGCUUGGUCAUCACUCAGAUCGGCCUGCAGGACGCUGGCUACUACCAGUGCGUAGCAGAAAACAGCGCGGGAACCGCCUGUGCCGCUGCGCCCCUGGCGGUAGUGGUGCGCGAGGGGCUGCCCAGCGCCCCGACUCGGGUCACAGCCACACCGCUGAGCAGUUCCUCUGUGCUGGUGGCCUGGGAGCGGCCUGAGUUGCACAGCGAGCAAAUCAUUGGCUUCUCUCUUCACUACCAAAAGGCAAGGGGAGUGGACAAUGUGGAGUACCAGUUUGCAGUAAACAAUGACACCACAGAGCUGCAGGUUCGGGACCUGGAACCCAACACGGAUUAUGAGUUCUACGUGGUGGCCUACUCCCAGCUGGGGGCCAGCCGAACCUCCAGCCCAGCCCUGGUGCAUACACUGGACGAUGUCCCCAGCGCAGCACCCCAGCUUGCCCUGUCCAGCCCCAACCCCUCGGACAUCAGGGUGGCAUGGCUGCCCCUGCCCUCCAGCCUGAGCAAUGGACAGGUGCUGAAGUACAAGAUAGAGUACGGUUUGGGGAAGGAAGAAGAUCAGGUUUUCUCCACCGAGGUGCCCGGAAAUGAGACACAACUUACGUUAAACUCACUUCAGCCAAACAAAGUGUACCGAGUCCGGAUUUCAGCUGGCACUGGGGCUGGCUAUGGAGUCCCUUCUCAGUGGAUGCAGCACAGGACACCUGGUGUGCACAACCAGAGCCAUGUUCCCUUUGCCCCUGCAGAAUUGAAGGUGAGGGCAAAGAUGGAGUCCCUGGUGGUGUCAUGGCAGCCGCCCCCUCACCCCACCCAGAUCUCUGGAUACAAACUCUACUGGCGAGAGGUGGGAACAGAGGAGGAGGCAGAUGGUGACCGCCCCCCAGGGGGUCGUGGAGAUCAGGCUUGGGACGUCGGGCCCGUGCGGCUGAAGAAGAAAGUGAAGCAGUAUGAACUGACCCAGUUAGUCCCUGGCAGGCUGUACGAGGUGAAGCUCGUAGCUUUCAACAAACACGAGGACGGCUACGCUGCUGUGUGGAAGGGCAAGACAGAGAAGGCGCCCACACCAGACCUGCCUAUCCAGAGGGGGCCACCGCUGCCUCCUGCCCAUGUCCACGCAGAGUCAAACAGCUCCACUUCCAUUUGGCUUCGGUGGAAGAAGCCAGACUUUACCACUGUCAAGAUUGUUAACUACACUGUACGCUUCGGCCCCUGGGGGCUCAGGAAUGCCUCCCUGGUCACCUACUAUACCAGCUCUGGAGAAGACAUUCUCAUUGGCGGUCUGAAACCAUUUACCAAGUACGAGUUUGCGGUACAGUCCCAUGGAGUGGAUAUGGAUGGGCCCUUUGGCUCCGUCGUAGAACGCUCCACCCUGCCUGAUCGGCCUUCAACACCUCCUUCUGACCUGCGCCUGAGCCCCCUGACACCAUCCACUGUCCGGUUACACUGGUGUCCCCCCACGGAGCCCAAUGGUGAGAUUGUGGAGUAUCUAAUUCUCUACAGCAACAACCACACCCAGCCCGAACACCAGUGGACACUGCUCACCACAGAGGGAAACAUCUUCAGUGCAGAGGUCCAUGGCCUAGAGAGUGACACUCGGUAUUUCUUCAAGAUGGGAGCCCGCACAGAGGUGGGGCCUGGGCCCUUUUCCCGCUUGCAGGAUGUGAUUACUCUACAAGAGACAUUCUCAGACUCCUUGGAUGUGCACGCCGUCACGGGCAUCAUCGUGGGUGUCUGCCUGGGCCUUCUCUGCCUCCUGGCCUGCAUGUGUGCUGGCCUACGACGAAGCUCCCACAGGGAAGCCCUCCCCGGAUUGUCCUCCUCAGGCACCCCAGGAAACCCAGCACUCUACACAAGAGCUCGGCUCGGGCCCCCCAGUGUCCCUGCUGCCCAUGAGUUGGAGUCCCUCGUGCAUCCCCGUCCCCAGGAUUGGUCCCCACCACCCUCAGAUGUGGAAGACAAGGCUGAAGUACACAGCCUUAUGGGUGGCAGUGUUUCAGAUUGCCGGGGCCACUCCAAGAGAAAGGUGACACUGGAGUCUCUUCAGAUCUCCUGGGCUCAGGCAGGGGGACCAAACUGGGCAGGCUCCUGGGCAGGCUGUGAGCUGCCCCAGGGUAGUGGUCCAAGGCCGGCUCUGACCCGUGCUCUGCUGCCUCCAGCGGGAACCGGGCAGACACUGCUGCUGCAAGCCCUGGUGUAUGACGCCAUAAAGAGCAACGGGAGAAAGAAGCCGUCCCCAGCCUGCAGGAAUCAGGUGGAAGCUGAGGUCAUUGUCCACUCUGACUUCGGUGCAUCCAAAGGAUGUCCUGACCUCCACCUCCAAGACCUGGAGCCGGAGGAACCACUGCCUGCAGAGACUCUGCCUUCCACCUCUGGAGCUGUGGAUCUGUCUCAAGGAGCAGACUGGUUGGGCAGGGAGCUGGGAGGGUGCCAACCAGCAACCAGUGGGCCAGAGAGGCUCACCUGCUUGCCAGAAGCAGCCAGUGCCUCCUGCUCCUGCUCAGACCUCCAGCCCAGCACUGCUAUAGAGGAGGCCCCUGGGAAAAGCUGCCAGCCCAAAGCCCUGUGUCCUCUAACAGUCAGCCCAAGCCUUCCCAGGGCCCCUGUCUCCUCUGCUCAGGUCCCCUGAGCAGAAGGCAGAUAUGGCUCAGGGACAUGCCAUGCAUGGCUACACAUGUGUGUACUAGAGAUAUCCACAAGUCCUUGGAGCCUCUUAGGAUCCUUUGGCUGGGGUGGGGGAGAACUUUACUCUCCCCCAUAUUCUGCAUCACAUACAGGAGGGACUUGAGACACAGCUCCGUGUGAUGGACAUGUGUGUGUGUGUGUGUGUGUAUGUGUGUGUGUGUGUGUGUGUGUGUGUGUGUGUGUGUGUGUGCUGGUUNUGUGUGUGUGUGUGUGUGUGUGUGUGUGUGUGUGUGUGUGCUGGUUGAGCUAGGAAACCUCUCCCUAUGUAGCAGUCACUGUGGCCUAAUUGACCCUCUGUGGCAGGAUGGUAUAACAGUGAUCAGUGCCAGCUCUUUGAGCUUUUAGCCUUGUCACCUAGCCUUUUAUUACACUCUGAGAGUGUCUCCAGUGCUGUGUCUACAAAGACAGCGCCAGCCCCUCUUCUGUCAGCUGUGCUGAGCGGGGAGUGCCAGUCAACUCCAUGGGCCUACGACACCGCAGCCUACCACAGCAUGGCUCUCAUCCCCCUGGCCUCCUAAAGGUCCAGAUGGCUGGGUGAACCCAGCUCAGCUCCCCUCUCCUUUGAGCAUCUCUGUACCUAAUUUUGUAAACUGGGAAGUGCCUGGUUUGGGAAAUCUUCUUUCGCCCCCUGUCCCUCUCUGCCCCUUCCUUCAUUUGUUCUGGUGAUCUGUCUCAUGUCAUCUUGCUCGCUUAUCCUGGGGCCCUUCUCUUUCCCAUGAUGCCCCUGAUUUCCUCACUGCUGUUUUCAUUUCUGUCUGCCACGCUUGUCUUUCUGUCGUGUGUUUCUCGUCCCUGAGUUCAACCUAUGCACCCUUUCCUAACAACAUGACUACCUCAUGUCUGCUUCAGACCAUAGUGUGACCCCUGGGUUCCCACAGCUCCCCUGCCAACCGCCUUCCUGGGCAGAUGACCCACUCCAAGUAGAUCUGGAAAAGACCGUGUGGCUUGCCUGGCUGCCCUCCCCUUGGUAUUGAGAUGAGAAGGUUUUCUAUGGAAGAGAUGAGUCCAGGCUGCACGGGGGACCCCCAAGAAGGGAUAGGGAGUGAAACCAAGAGGCUGAAAAAGAAAUGGCUGCCACCCAUCUGCACACAGAGAUGGGUGUGUGCUUUUGAAGUGCAGUCCUGGCUGAAACUGAAGGGGUGAGGAGAGGGGAGCUACUGGGGCUGCCAUGGCUCAGUUCCCUGACCCUGGAGCCCUGAACCUGGAUUCAGAGUAGCAAAGAGUUUCCUCCAAGAUGCUGUAAGGGAAGUCUUUGCAUAGGAAAAGGGCGGCUGGCUCAUUUUAUUUUAUCUUUCUUUACACUGAAUCCCAAAAUCAUCUUACCACGAAGGGCCAAGCCUGACUGGUAUUUCCUGAGUCACAAAAGCCAUGCCAUCUCUCUGGUUUCUCACCUCAGCCAUGUCCCAGAAUUGUCAGAUCCAGCGGCAUCUGUGCUCUUGCUGCACACCUUUCUGUUUUAACUGGCUGGCACAUCAAGCGUUAACUCUGGCUUCUGGGCCAAAUUAGAAAUAACCAGUCUAUUUUCCCUUUAUUUUAUUUUAUUUUAUUUUAUUUUAUUUUAUUUUAUGUCUUUCAGUGGAGUUGCAGCUUCUGAAAGCGUCUGUGUUUAUUAGCCUCGUGUGUCACUCAUGCCUGACCCCACCCACAUUUCCUUCUCCUCCCCUCUUCAGCCAGCCUAUGAUAACACUAAAGAUUAUUAAUGCUGGCUUCGUAUCUCAUUAAAGACAGGAUUGUCACUUGAACGACUUCUAUAGCAUUCAAAGUGGCCACGGCCAACACCACCGUAUGUUUCUUCAUUGCUCUGAAGGUCAAGAGCCUCAUUUUGUUUUCCUGGUUAGAUUUUUCCCCCCUUGCCUUGAAUGAAAUAACCGUUUUAACAGUAGGCUCUUAGCAUCACACCACAUAGUCAUUCCUCAUGUUCUUGUUUAACAAGCACUGAGGUUCUGGUUUAAAUUAAAUAGCUGCAAAUGAGACAAUUUAUAACCCAUUAGGCUGGGUGGAAAAUUGUUUCUCAAAAGCAAAUAAGUAAUAAAUCUGGUAUCUGCCUAUAACUCACAGUUGAUAAGAAAGUAGCCAGAACUCACUAGCAUUAUAUAUGAUUUGGGUUCUGAGUAACUGGGGAGUGUUAGCUUUGUGACUUUGUAGCAGCAGGUCUUAUUAGGAAAGUCUGUUGGCCUUUUACAGGGCAUUAGUCCCUUUGUCGUUUGCCAUGGAUGCCUUAAGUUCUUUGGAGUCUCAUUUAAAAAUUUCUUUUCUCGAAGCAUGACAAGUGUAUGCGAUACUUACAUGCUCACUCGUUUACCUGUGCUUAGUUUGUGCUGGGUUAUUUAAUUGCACUUUCCAGCAUCAUGCUUCCUCCUUACAAAUAUGAUAUUCUUUAUUGUUACACUAAGGUGUUGAUCAUGUAUCUGUCCCUGUAAAGAAUUAAUAAACUAUUUU